Messenger RNA from Penicillium brasilianum, 3724 nucleotides. Lineage: Eukaryota; Fungi; Ascomycota; Eurotiomycetes; Eurotiales; Aspergillaceae. The record is from the annotation of a GenBank genome assembly.
CGACCUGAUUCGAAGGCUAUGGCAACUAAUAUCUCAUAUGACGGCCCUAACUCGGGGCUUCAAAUCGGACAAAACCAUGGCCCUAUCACUGCUCAUUUCUUACAAUCAGAAGCGUCACUGAAUCAAGCGUGCCUACGGGAUCUGCGAACGACCAGUCCUCAUGAUGAUAAGGGCCGUAUCGAGCGAACCAACGGAGGCUUGCUCAUAGACUCAUAUCGCUGGAUUUUAGACAACGAGCAGUUCAGACAGUGGCAAGACAGCCAGAGCAGCCGUCUCCUCUGGAUCAAGGGUGAUCCCGGCAAAGGCAAGACAAUGCUACUGUGUGGGAUCAUCAACGAAAUGACCUGGUCGGUCGGAGAUAAUGGAAACAUCGCCUUCUUCUUUUGCCAGGCUACGGACGUACGAAUCAACAAUGCAACAGCCGUGCUUCGUGGCUUAAUAUAUUCACUAGUCGUGAGGCAAGCAUCGCUUCUAUCCCAUGUUCGGAGCCGGUACGACCAAGCGGGAAAGACACUGUUUGAGGAUGUCAAUGCAUGGAAUGCGCUCUCAGAUAUUUUCAACAAUAUCUUGAAAGACCCGAUCCUGCAGAAUACUUAUCUACUGAUCGAUGCGCUAGACGAAUGCACGGCAGACCUCCCUCUCCUUCUGGACUUAAUUGUCCAGGAAUCAUCCACCCAUUCACACGUGAAGUGGAUUGUGUCAAGCCGCAACUGGCCUGGUAUCGAAGAGCGUCUGAAUAUGGCAACUCAGACAGCGCUUAUUUCAUUAGAGUUAAACGAGAUAUCCGUAUCUAAUGCUGUGGAACAGUACAUUCGGCAUAAUGUUCACCAUUUGGCAGAAGUUAAGAAGUAUGGAGAUGAACUUCGUGAUACUGUUCACCGUCACUUGUCGUCAAAUUCACAAAGCACUUUCCUCUGGGUAGCCCUGGUUUGUCAAGAUCUCAACAGAACAUCGCGGAGGCAUGUCCUAAAAAAACUUAACGGGUUCCCUCCUGGACUGGAUGCUUUAUAUAGUCGGAUGAUUGACCAGGUUCGAAUAUCUGAAGAUGCUGAGGUCUGCAAGCGAAUACUGGCAGUUAUGUCAAUUGCUUAUCGACCUAUCACUCCUGACGAACUGACCACUAUUGUUGAAAUACCCGAUGAUAUCUCCGAUGAUGAUGUAGCUUUACUGGAGAUUAUCGCAGUUUGUGGCUCGUUCCUCGCUUGUCGUGAGGACGUUAUUGUUUUCGUCCAUCAGUCUGCAAAGGAAUUUCUUCUCGAAAAGGCGCGAUUUGAAUUGUUCCCGGAGGACCGAGAAGCCGAGCAUUUUGCAAUUUUCUCGCGAUCUCUGGAGUCUAUGUUCAAGACACUUCAGCAUAAUAUCCUCGAUAUUAAGCCUGUUGGAAGUUCGAACGAAGAAUUCACACGCUCACGUUUGAAUCCUCUGGUAGCUGUAAAAUACGCGUGUGUGUAUUGGGUUGACCAUCUUUUAGAAGGUUGGUGUAGUGAAGACAACUAUCACAGCCUUGAUGAUAGAAGCUGUCUGGAUAAGUUUCUACGACAGAAAUAUCUUCACUGGCUCGAAAGCCUCGGGAUUCUAGGAUGCAUACCAGAAGGAAUAACCGCUAUGCUGAAGCUGGAGGACUUACUUCAUAGGAACGGCCUGUCAAAGGACCUGCUAGAUCGCGUCCAAGACGCGUCCCGCUUCAUUCGAUACUACAGACAUGCAAUCGAAAACAGCCCCCUACAAGUAUACAGCUCAGGACUCGUUUUUAGCCCCACUCAAAGUACCACCAGGAUAUGUUAUCAGAAAGAGAAACCAGACUGGAUUUUGAACAGCCCAGUGGUAGAUGAAAGCUGGAGUUUAUGUCUUCAAACCCUCGAGGGGCAUAGUAACUGGGUCAACUCGAUUGCCUGGUCGCCAGAUGGAAGCCGACUCGCAUCAGCGUCGAGCGAUAAGACCGUUAGGAUCUGGGAUCCAGUCACCAGCCAGUGCACUUUUACCCUCGAAGGGCAUGGCACCAACUCUGGGUUAAUUGCCUGGUCGCCAGAUGGCUGCCGACUGGCUUCAGCGUCGAGUGAUAAGACCGUCAGGAUCUGGGAUCCGGCCACCGGCCAGUGCGUGUCUACCCUCGAGGGGCAUAGUAGCUAUAUCAACUCGAUUGCCUGGUCACCAGAUGGAAACCGACUCGCAUCAGCGUCAAGCGAUAAGACCGUCAGGAUCUGGGAUCCGGCCACCGGCCAGUGCGUGUCUAUCUUCGAGGGGCACUGGGCUAGCUCGAUUGCUUGGUCAGCAGAUGGAAAUCGACUCGCAUCGGCGUCGAAUGAUAAGACCGUCAGGAUCUGGGAUCCGGCAACUGGCCAAGGCGCGUCUACCCCAAGCGAUCAUAGUAAUUCGGUCAUAUCGAUUGCCUGGUCGCCAGAUGGAAGCCGACUGGCAUCAGUUUCUGAUGAUAAGUCCGUCAAAAUCUGGGAUCAGGCCACCGGCAAGUGCGCGUCUACUCUUAUAGGGCAUAGUAGCUGGGUCAUCUCGACUGCCUGGUCACCGGAUGGUGGCCAACUUGCAUCAGCGUCCGGUGAUAAUACCGUCAGGAUCUGGGAUCUUGCCACUGGCCAAUGCACGUCUACUCUUGAAGGGCAUAGUGAUGCGGUCACGUCAAUCGCCUGGUCGCUGGAUGGAAGCCGACUGGCAUCAGCGUCGGAUGAUAGGACGGUCAGAAUCUGGAUUUCGGCCAUCGGCCAAUGCGAGUCUAUUAUUAAGGGACAUAUAUACAGAGUUAGGUCAAUUACCUGGUCGCCUGAUGGUAGGCGACUCGCAUCGGCGGAUGACAAGACCGUCACGAUCUGGGACCUGGUUAGAGGCCGGCAGGAUUUAAUACAGCAUAUCCCCGAGCCUGGCUUCCUCCAAUUUGAUAAAAUGAAACCCAGCUAUCUCCACACAAACGUCGGGACCUUUGAUAUAGGACCCAGCGAUCCUAUCGCAUCAAGUCCCCAUUGUUCCUCCUUGAGGGGAAUAUCUGGAUAUGGCUUGAGCAGUGACUACUCAUGGAUAACCUAUAAUGGGUCCAACCUGUUAUGGUUACCUGCGGAGUAUCGACCGCCCCAUCCCUCUUUAUUCGCUACGUACGCAAACCUUGUAGCAAUCGCUUGUUCAUCAGGUCAUGUCAUAUUCCUCGCUCUCUCAGAACAGAGUCUCCUAUCUAGCGCCUAAAUAGCAUCCAAGUCAUUCUAGGUUUUGCGCCAAUAAUACAUCUCCACUAGCCACUUAACCCUCUUGCGUGAAAGCAAGCCUCUCCACUUCGUCAUACGAGAUGAUAUGAGUCUUAAGCGGCGCAGAUUUGAUACCUCAGCUCACUUACAAUAACACCGUCAGGAUCUGGGGUCCGGCCACCGGCCAGUGCGUGUCCACUUUGAUAUUCACAUCUGCACCUCCAAUUCGAUAAAGAAAAGCCCGAUCAUCUUCACACAAUACUUGGUGCCCUAAAAUUAGGGGCUCCUGUGUUGCGCCCAGCGCCAAUCGUUUGAACUUGCCAGGAAUAUGUGGGUUUGGAUUAAGUGACAACUCUUCCUGGAUAACGUAUAAUGGAUCGAACGUGUUGUGAUUUCCCCCAGAGUAUCGGCCAUCUGACCUUUCGCCAUUUGGUAUAUCUGCAGCAACGGUGGCAAUUUACUGUUCAUCGGGUCGUGUCAUAUUCCUCGCACUCUCAGAACACAAUCCCUCAUAUUAGUAAAAUAGCAUUUACGGG